This is a messenger RNA of Miscanthus lutarioriparius, 1302 nucleotides long. Lineage: Eukaryota; Viridiplantae; Streptophyta; Magnoliopsida; Poales; Poaceae. The record is from the annotation of a GenBank genome assembly.
AUGGCGCAAGCAGGCAGCGCCGGGCUCAGGGGACGACGGUGGCACGUGGAGCAGCAAUUGAGCAGACAUCGUGUGUCAAAAAGAACUUUGUGCAAUUACUAUUCAAGUUCAAGUGGCAGCGGCUCAACUGCACAUACUAAUGAGAGCACAAAUCAACCCAAGAAACCUAGGGAAGAGUUUAGUCAUUCAAACCUAAUUGCUGACCCUCAAAAGCGCAAACCAAUCGAUUCUUAUGAACCAGAAAUUAGAGACCAAGUAAAGAGAGCAUAUGCUUUAAGUGGUCCAACCCAACCUCAUGAAUUUCCAUUUCCUCGUAAAUGUAUGGGUGGUGAAUGGAGAUCAUUUCAAAAGACUUGGUUUGAUGAAUUUGAUUGGCUAGAGUAUAGUGAGUCCAAGGAUGCUGCUUAUUGCUUAUAUUGCUAUCUCUUCUUCAAUUCGGCAAAGGCUGAAAAAUUUGGAAGUACUAUCUUUGCACAUCAAGGUUAUGUGAAUUGGAAGAACGCUAAGGAUACUUUUCAUAAGCACGGUGUUUGCACGACUCAUGCAAAGGCUAGACUGAAGUGUGACGACUUUAUGAACCAAAGGACAAGUGUUGGUCGAAAAUUAGUUGAGGUGAGCAUAGAGGAAGAAAAACAAUAUGAGAUUCGUUUGACAUCUUUAGAUGUUGCAAGAUUUCUCAUAUCGCAAGGGGAACCUUUUCGUGGAGAUGAUGAGAGUUCUACUUCUCUCAACAAGGGUACAUUUAGAGAGAUGGUUGACUGGUAUAAAGAUAAGGUAGAUAUAGUGAAGGACGCAUAUGACAAAGGUUCUAAAAAAUGCCAGAUGGUAUCUCCUAAUAUACAAAAGGAUCUUGCAAAAGCUUGUGCAGAGGAAAUCACAACUGCCAUUAUGGAUGAGAUUCGAGGUAGAAAAUUCUCGAUGCUUAUUGAUGAGUCUAGAGAUGUAUCAAUAAAAGAGCAAAUGGCAGUGAUUCUAAGGUUUGUGAAUGAUAAAGGGCAAGUGGUGGAGAGAUUUCUUGGACUUCAGCAUGUUCAGAGUUGUACAGCUAUUGCAUUGAAAGAAGCUUUGGUCAGUAUGCUUUCAAGUCACAAUUUGUCUAUCUCUAUGCUUCGUGGGCAAGGGAAGGAUCAAGACAUAGUUGAAGCAAUGCAUUUGAUCAUGGAUGUGAAAGAUAGCUUGCAGGAUAUGAGGGAAAAUGGAUGGGAGCCAUUACUCAAAAAAGUGAAAACAUUCUAUGAGAAGAAUGAGAUUGAAGUGCAAGAUAUAGAUAAGGAAAUAAAUGUUAGAGGUACAUCUAGAUGA